AUGGCCGGUGUAAGAAACCUUUUCCUUUUACUUGGUCGCAGCAACAGAGAACUCAAACGUGUGUUAACAACAUGCUUCUUGCUGUGCUUGUCGUUGACUGGCUUUACGUUAUUUUUGACUUAUCAGAAGCCUCAUUUGAAAGACAAGUUGCACAAAUUGGCCGGCAUAUCGUUUUCUAACAACGAACAAAACCUCAAACAAGAUAUAUGCUUUGAUCCUAACGGGCUAAAAUGCGAAAUUAUAAAACAGCAGCGCGAGGAGAAUGUUUGGAAGAAGACAUUUUAUCGGAGAAGAGCGGCGGAUUUUGAAGGCCCCAUUGAAGUCGAUACGUCGGCAGAUGAGAAAAAAUGUCCACAAUUGUACGGAAUUGCACGUGAAAUGUUAAACGGGCUUAAGAUAAAGCUUCCACGCGAAACGAAGAGAACACGAUGGAAAUUUCGCGAGCCGGUUGACUUGAAUAAGUUAAAACAAACGCAUCUUCGCUGGAAUCACCCUUGGAAGCAAGGCGAUUCGAAGAAAACUCGAGAAUUACUUCGACGCUACAAUGUUUCUGCUAAAACGAUAAAGAAGCGAAAGAUUCUGUUAAGUUAUGGACAUAACUGUUGCAACAAUUCGAAAGCCAGAGCGAUAGAACAUGCCGUCAGUGACGCUAAAAUGGAUUACGCCGAAGCAUUGGAUUUGUCGGCCUUGUCUGUGCCAUUUCAAAUUUCACAUCAUGAGCAAUUGCGUAAGCGCAAAGGGGCUGGGUACUGGUUAUGGAAAGCCUAUAUAAUACUCUACGCUUUGCUGUAUAAAUUGCACGAUGGAGAUUUGCUAGUGUAUCACGAUUCUGGAAUGUAUUUUGUCAACGACAUUGGACCACUGCUGAAAGUUUGUGAACACGUGAAACCGAGUAUUUUGACGUUUGCCAUGAACUACGAGGAGCGGUUGUAUUCAAAAAGAGAUGCUUUUAUUCUUACGGAUAUGAACACUCCUAUCGUUUAUGCCAAAGGUCAGACGCAACGGUUAGCUAAUCUUAUAGUUGCUAUGAAAAAUUGCGAGACCAUCCAGUAUUUUAUGGAGUAUCUUGCAUACACUAUGGAUUCUCGCAUUAGCAGUGAUAACGACAAUGUUCUUGGUCAACCAAAUUUUGAAGGUUUUGUAGGGAACAGACACGAUCAAACUGUUCACUCUUUGCUUUCCAAGAAGUGGGGAAUUUUGGAACUGAGGGACCCUUGUACCUGUGGGAGAAAUGAGUUUGACAAGAAUGGGGGGUACGCCUCCGGCCCUUACACGGGACUUUAUGUACACGAUCGAUGGCGAAGCUAAGGAUUUUGGUAAUUAUGUGUAAUUUGCUCAUUUUUGGUUAAUUAGUGUUAAUUAGUGUUAAUUAGUGGUCAUACCAUGUGUGAUGUUGGGUGAGUUUCGAUGUGUAAAGUCCUCGCAUUAAUUUGAAGAAAAUAAGUCAAUUAAUCAUGCAGACGUGGAAAAUCCUUGAAAAUUAGUGCAGAUCUUUGAAAGUCCUGGAAUUUCUUUCAGCUGUGCUAAUAAAACUUGAACAUUAUUUAUAGAAUACUGUAUAACCUUGAC
Messenger RNA from Paramuricea clavata, 1569 nucleotides. Lineage: Eukaryota; Metazoa; Cnidaria; Anthozoa; Malacalcyonacea; Plexauridae. The record is from the annotation of a GenBank genome assembly.